AUGGCCGCCACGAUCUCCGGCCACCACGGUUUAGUCUUCAAUUCGCCGUCGAAGAGCUCCAAAGAAGGGCUUCCUCUCAUCACUUCGCUCUCUUUCCCGUUCGCGGCCAGGUGCCGGCGGCCUCUAAAGGCGGUAAGGACUCUCGCUUGGUCGGGCUCCCUUCGGACGGAUGGGUUCCUGCGGAAGAGGGGCCAGAGAUUUGGGAAUUUGUCAGGGUGUUCGGGAGUUGUCAUUCGAUGCCAGGCGGCGAAGGAUGGGAAGACGGUAUAUCCUUUCGACUCUGACUGGAAUUUGUUUUUUUUCUUCCAUUUGGGGGAUUAGAAUGUCGUUUGGCAUUUGGCUUACGGCAUGCUUGAGAUGUUCCGCUUACUGAAAUAGUGGCCACAAUAGAUCGAAGAUAAAGAUGGAGAAAAUGUUCCAGUCGUCAGUACGUGCUGUGUUUCCAUCCACGGAACUCUAGCUUGGUAAAAUAAUACUGAUGACCGCAUGACAAGAGUGGAGUUUCCUAUGAUGAAUGCAUCCAGAUUACGUUCAAUGAAGAUACGGCAUCAGGGUGCCAGCCCCCUCUGCGUACUUAGUUCUGGAGUGAAUUGAACAUGCUGCCAACUCUGGUUGUCAAUAAAGAUUUGGAAAUUCGUUUUACCUUUUUCUUGGAAAUUAUGCAUAAUAAGUUCGAGCCAUUGUUUAAAUUAACGAGCAAGAGUUUUUGGGUUGUUGGAUGCAGCUAUAUUACAUUUGUAAAGAUAUGACGACUAUGUAUAUUUGGUGCAAAUGUUCAGACAAUUGAUGAAGAACGCAAGCAUAAGCCUUUGCUAUGUCAGAGGCAUUUUGGAUAUGUCCUGUUAACAUAAUAUCUACAGACAGCUAAGCCUGCUGGCUACUUUUGUUCCCCAAUAAGUAUUUAACCCACCCAUGGAAGGUGGCUGCAUCGAGGUCUAGUGUAUUCAAUCAAAACCUUUUCUAGCUGAGCAACUUUUUUUUGGAUCCCAUCUUCAAUAGUGUUUACUUGUAUUUUUAUUUAAAAGCUGGAGUUGUUUCUUGCAGUGUCAUUUAAGUGUGUUCAGAUAAAAUAAUAUGUUCCCAUCUACCUAAUAAAUCACUUUCCCCUUAUAAUUGAGUGUCAUUUCUUGCAGUCCCAUCAUUUAAGUCACCUAUAAUAACUGAAUGAUUCUAUACCCCCAAACAGCUGGAGGUCUAUGUGAAGUGAAAAGAUCGUUCAUGUGCCAAAAUACAAGCCCUAAAUCUGUUUAUUAUGCCCCUUGUGGGCAAGAUCUCCUAGGUCUUGUUUAGAUAUUUUACCCUUAUUUUUCUAACUUGUGUAAAUAUACUCAAGGUUCUUUUUACUAAUAUCUUUGAUCUUAUUUUAGAUUUCUCAACAAGACUUCACUGAGAUGGCUUGGCAAGCUCUUGUUGCAUCGCCUGAAGUGGCAAAAGAGAGCAAACACCAGAUUGUGGAGACAGAGCAUUUGAUGAAGACGUUACUAGAGCAGAAGAAUGGGCUAGCUCGUCGAAUCUUUUCCAAAGCUGGAGUUGACAAUACCCGCCUUCUUGAAGCCACGGAUAAGUUCAUCCAGAGGCAGCCAAAGGUAUCGUCUGGCUCUGAAUUUCAUCAAUCAUGCUUUUUUCUGUUUGACUUAGACAACUUUGAAUUUUUUUGUAUAGCUUAUUUACAGGUUCUUGUGCAGGAACUACUGCUCAUUUUGUAGUAGAGUAAUGAUUGAGUCAUAGUUUAUUUGUAUUGAGAAAUUGAAGCUGCAGUUAGAUGGACGUACUUGUUUGAUGGCGUUUUUCAGUUUUCUGUCCCCUAUGGCUUAUUGAUUUUUAUCAGAUUUUUCAUGCUUUUCUUUUUCAUUUCUGUUUCUUGUUUGAUGAGGACCUCUGGAAAAUUGUGGCAAUCUAUUAGAGAACGGAAUCCAUCAAACAUAUCUAGUGUUUCAAUGGCGAGUUGAAUAAUAUACGUUGUAGAUUGUUUUUCACUCUGGAGAAAUUGCGACUGAGUCGUAAGUAGCUUCAGUGGCGAGAUUUAGUCACGUUCUUUGAAACUUCUCUCAUCUUAACCAAAAUUUAUCAGAAUUAGAGUUGACUUUAAUCUUCAACAGUGAUGACUCCAGUGGCUGGGUUGACCACGCUUCUCUCUCCAGAAUGGAAUAAUGUAGAAGUUUAUAUUCGGUGAAUGUUCCACUUGACUGCGUGUUCCUAAUGUCUUCCAUUUACUCAACUGUGCAUUUCAAAAGUGAAGUUCAAUUUGCUUCCAUUAAGAUGAAUAGUGAUACUAUACACUUGCAUGUGAGAUGCACUCAUGGACACACGUAUAUCCUUUAUCCAAAGACUGGUUGGUAAGGCCUAGUAAUGAUGGAUCAUAGUCGGAAUGAUGAGACUGAUAUGUAUGUUCCAUAAUUGAGUCAGCUUUUCAAGUUUCUUACGUGCAAUAAGCAACAGAGUUGUUUUACUGUGCAAGAAGAGAUUCAAAUAAUCUAGAUAUAUUUGGACUAACUUGGAGAAAGUCCAUAUGAUGCUUGAAGUUGUGAAAGUUGUCUUAGGCCCUAUAUGCAAUUUUUAUUUCAUUCAUUGAUUAAAACUUUCACGUGUCAAGGUAGAUUAUACUGACACAACAUGUGUCAGUAUAACAAUAUUGCUUCCCUUUUAGUUCUAACAUUACGUUUUAUUUGCCAAGGUUUGUAAAUGCUUCAUUAUAGUUGACAUUUAGCGCUGGGCUCAAGAACCGAUAUCUAGGAAUUGGAAACUGCAUAAGGUAGUUGUUGGUAAUGCCGUUUUCAACAUCAAUGGAUGUAAUUAGCAAAAGUUGGCUCGGUUUGACAGAUUCCUUAUUGAAAAAGACAAAUCUGAUUCCGAUAUGUCAGUUGUGCUGUCUGGUCCCAGUCCAUUUACUUGAAUCUACUUUAAAUCUCUAUUGACCAUUCUAAAAUUCGCUAACCGUGCAAAAUUAGAGUGACAUUACAACAUGGCUGACAUAACAGCAUGCGUUUUUUCUUCACGCAGGAAAAAAAAACUUUUGUUAUUAUCUGUACUUGUGAAUGAUUAUCUUUCUUAAGACAGUACUUGUCAUGUUGCAUAUCAAUUUGUUUUUUUUGUGAUUUGUAUGCUGCCAUCCCCAGGUUUCUGGUGGUUAAUCUUCUAUGAAUGUCCGCUUUCCAUGUAUGUAUAUGCCUGACAGGCAUGUGACGGCAUAAAAAAUUGCAGGUUUAUGGCGAGUCAUCUGGUUCCAUGUUAGGACGGGAUCUCGAGGCUCUUAUUCAAAGAGCUAGGGACUUCAAGAAAAAAUAUGGAGAUUCAUUUGUAUCCGUUGAGCAUUUAGUGCUUGCUUAUGCAGAAGAUCAGCGGUUUGGUAAGCAAUUGUUGAAAGAUUUUCAGAUAUCUUUCAACACGUUGUCAACCUCGGUAAAAGAUAUAAGAGGGCGUCAAAACGUUAUGGACCAGGGUAAUAUUCCAUUUUGUUCUUCUUCAUCUGUGAAAAAUCCUGUAAAUAUUAUCAGUGAAUUUUCUUGCAGCACUUUUUUUUUGGUUUUUUUGUUGACUAGAAUAUUUAAAUACGUGAAUAGUUGAUCUAACAAGUCCCAAGAAUCCACACAAAUGAUUCUUUGGAUUUUACACUGUGAAAGGUAUAUAUGGUUUAUUUCUGGAGAUUCUGGAUUGGUGUAUUUUUUUUUUGUGCAUGUCGAGCUUUAUGUUCUUCUUCAUUCAUCUUCAGUAGUUGGCCAAUAUUUAACUGUGGUUAUUCCAACUGAUGCGUAAAAUGCAAGAUCUCUGGAUUUGUCACAGAUCCUGAAGGCAAGUAUGAAUCCUUGGAAAAAUAUGGGAAAGAUUUGACAGCCAUGGCACGAUCAGGGAAGCUCGAUCCUGUUAUUGGAAGAGAUGAUGAGAUAAGAAGGUGCAUACAAAUUCUUUCACGGAGGACAAAAAACAAUCCGGUAUUGAUCGGUGAACCAGGAGUUGGGAAAACUGCUAUUUCUGAAGGGUAAGUGAGAAAAAAAUUGGUGUUUUUUGAAGAUUUAGUAGAAAAAAAAUGUGAUUGUCUUUACAAGCCGGUGUAGUAGAUGUUAAUGAUGGAUUCUAUUGUUCACAGGCUUGCCCAAAGAAUUGUGCAAGGAGAUGUGCCUCAAGCUCUGAUGAAUCGCAGGGUUUGUGUUCCCUCGAAGCCUCCUCUUACUCCAUUUUUCCAUACCUUUAUUGCCUUAAUGUUUCAUCUCGGCUUGGAUUCCAUAGUUUAGUUGCUUGAAUUUCAGAUUUCUUUACAUGUAAAUUUUGAUUGAUAGUAUAUUUCCGCUCACUAUUGCUUUGUCUUUUUUCAGUUCAUCUGGAACUACAUGCGUUCGACUUUUAGAAUCUUUAGGCUUAUAAACCUGAUCUUGCUUAGAUGUUGAUAUUGAUGAAUUAUUUAAUCGAAGAUGUUUUUGUACACCCUAUAAGAAAAGGUAGUUUUUUACUUGAAGAUGAAUUCUCCUUAGACUUUUAAAUAGAGACAUGGAAAAGGUUUUCUACAUUUUGCUCAGCUAGCUGGCUAUAAUUAACGUAACGGGAUCAUGAAUUAAGCUUCUCCAAAUAGGGUUUUCUGUGUAAACUCUAGAGAAGAGAAUGUUGCAUGUCUACAAGAUAGGGAAAAUUUAGUGCAUUCACCGGGACAAUAUAAGUAUGUUUUGAAUAUUCUUUGAUUUAUUACGGCUUGACGUGUGCUAUAGAUAUGUGUGAAAAUAUUUAUUAUGAUUUUUUGUUUUUUCUCCUUCACGUCAUGAUUUCUUGAGCGAAGUGGGAGACAAACAAUCAAUGUGGUUAAUUGGUUACAUUUGUCGGUGUUGGUACCUUUUACUGAUAAAAGAAUGAUUAUGAUAGAAAUUUAGCGACUCAGAGCCUAAUUUUUCUGACUCCCAUCUUUUCUCGCAGUUGAUAUCCCUUGAUAUGGGUGCGCUUAUAGCUGGUGCAAAAUUCAGAGGGGAAUUUGAGGACAGGCUGAAAGCUGUCCUGAAGGAAGUGACCGAUUCAGAUGGUCAAAUAGUCCUGUUCAUUGAUGAAAUUCAUACAGUUGUAGGAGCAGGUAGCCAUCGUGAGAGUACAGUUCAAUUCCUAGCUGACAUUCCUUUUUCUUUUUUUUUUCGCGGAAGAUUUUACCCAGCCACUUGUUUACGUCGUAUUCAGCAGUCAUUAAUCGUUUGAUUGCAUUAGGUUCUAGUAGAAAAUUUUCAGCGAAUCUUAGCCCUCUGAUCACUGCUAUCAUGCAAUUAUAAACUUACGAAUCGACUUGUAUCUCUUUUUGUGGUACUAUUGGAUGAUUCAUAUAGUGGGAUCUAUUGGUAGUCUAGAACAACGCCAUAAGAGAAGAAACUGAAGCAUUACGUGGCUUUUCUGGUAAAGUUCAUUAUGAUUUCUAAUGGAAACAGAUACUAAGUUGGUCAUAAGUUUUUCGGAUUAGAUGAAUAACAAUCGACAGAUUAUUUGCGAGCAUUUGUUGAUCAGUUCUAUCAUAUCCAUGUUGUGGUCUAGUUAUGUUUUCUCUUACAUUUUCUACGCACAAUAUGUUGAUCAGUUCUAUGUAAAAUUUCAUUUUAGGUGCCACGAAUGGUGCAAUGGACGCUGGAAAUCUAUUGAAACCAAUGCUGGGACGAGGAGAGUUGCGUUGUAUUGGGGCCACUACUCUUGACGAAUACCGAAAGUACAUUGAGAAAGAUCCAGCAUUGGAACGUCGCUUCCAACAAGUUUUUGUUGAUCAACCCUCGGUAGAAGAUACGAUUUCCAUCCUACGUGGGUUAAGGGAGAGAUAUGAACUACAUCAUGGAGUCAGAAUUUCUGAUAGCGCACUUGUGGAGGCUGCCAUUCUGUCUGAUCGUUACAUCAGCGGGCGCUUCUUGCCUGAUAAAGGUAACAUUGCCUGAAUCCUUAAUCUUCGUAAAUACUCUCCUGAAACAUUGUUUAAUGUUGCCAAAAGCAUGUGAAAUACAUUUGACUGCGGUCAAUACUGUUAAUUAUAACUUAUUUAGACAAGAAAACACAUACAGUGAAAAACCAGUCUUCUGAAGGUAGAUCCGGCUUAAUUCAACUGAAAUCAGGCAUCUAGACGUGCUUGCACUUGUUGUAAAACAGAUUGGAAUUAGUGCAUCUAUCAAGUAACUGCAAGGACAAACUAGUCAUGGAAUAAGAGGAGAGAUGAGAUUGAGACAAUCCAGAAGUCGUGCAGUGGUGAUUCUUGCCUUCCUGAAGGAGGGGAAAUCUGGUGGGGGAGUCCCAGGUCUACAGCUGUUAUAAACUCAUGGCUACCAGGAGUUGUUCGUGCUACACAAUUGCGACCAUCGGAUUGGAAAGCAAUUAGGUGUCGAUGGGUGCACCUGUUUGCAUCCAGCACAGGUGCUGCCUGUUACCGUCACCUAGUUGAUCUUCUCUGGGAGGACUCUUGCUUCAUGUUAUAAAUAUGCCCAGUAGUGAUUUUGAGUGGGAUGACUAGGUCAGCUGUUACUUAUUAGAGAAAGAAAUUACCCUUUGAGUGUCUCUGAAAGGACAUGACUUUUUUUUCGGUGAGUGAUAGGGAUGAGUCUUGUGGAUUCCGUUGUGGAGCUGAUUAAAUUCUUCUGUGAUAAUAAAUCAAAAAUAUCGUUGACGAAAAGCCCCAUACAGUCUUGGAAGUCAAAGCACAUGAAUUUACCCGUAUUUUCUUAAACUGAAAUCCUCAGAGAAUGAUCUACACAUCUUCAGUGAAACCAUUUUGCGCAUAAAUGUGGCCACUUCCUCGGCAUGGUCUGGCUGAGGUGACCCCUCCGAUUGCAGUGCCCUGCUAGCUUAGGCAAUUCCGAUUUCUUUCUAAUGCUCUGGUUUCUUCUUCUGUUUUCCCUCGGGAGCCUGAGAUGUGUUCUUGGACAGCUAUUGAUUUAGUUGACGAGGCAGCGGCGAAACUGAAGAUGGAGAUUACGUCGAAACCGACUGCACUCGACGAGAUCGAUCGCUCUGUGCUGAAACUGGAGAUGGAACGUCUCUCCCUCACGAACGAUACGGACAAGGCGUCAAGAGAUAGAUUCAGCCGGCUCGAUUCAGAGCUGUCUCUUCUCAAGGAGAAGCAGGCGGAGCUUACCGAACAGUGGGAGCACGAAAAAUCUGUGAUGACCCGCAUUCAGUCCAUCAAGGAAGAGGUACGAGGCCCCGUCCCACGUUCCGUGCCCCUCUCAGAAAAAUUUAAAAGAUUGGAAAAUAAAAAAUAAAAAAUCCCAAUAUAGGGUGGUAAAAUAUUCUCAGCCGCCCUAGUUGGGUGGAAUUCCAUGGUAAUUAAUGUAGAAAGAAGCCCUUUUCGCUACCAUGCUAUAUUAAUAUAGAAAUAUUCUUCACAGAGAGAAGAGUGUAAAAUGAUGCUCCCGUCUGAAUCUAUCUUUCUUCACUGGCCUCCUUUUCUGGUGCAGAUCGACAGGGUGAACCUCGAGAUUCAGCAAGCAGAACGCGAGUACGAUCUCAACCGCGCCGCGGAGCUCAAAUACGGCAGCCUCAACUCUCUCCAGCGGCAGCUGCAGACAGCGGAGAAGGAGCUGAACGAGUACCUAAACUCGGGCAAGUCCAUGCUGAGGGAGGAGGUCUCCGGGAACGACAUCGCGGAGAUCGUCAGCAAAUGGACGGGCAUCCCCGUCUCGAAGCUGCAGCAGUCGGAGCGAGAGAAGCUGCUCAACCUGGAAGACGAGCUGCACAGGCGCGUGGUGGGCCAGGACCCCGCCGUGAGGUCCGUCGCGGAGGCCAUCCAGCGGUCCCGAGCCGGCCUCUCGGACCCUCACCGUCCCAUCGCGAGCUUCAUGUUCAUGGGUCCCACGGGGGUCGGCAAGACCGAGCUGGCCAAGGCCUUGGCCUCGUACAUGUUCAACACCGAGGAAGCUCUGGUGCGGAUAGACAUGAGCGAGUACAUGGAGAAGCAUGCCGUCUCCCGGCUCAUCGGCGCGCCCCCCGGCUACGUCGGGUACGAGGAAGGAGGGCAGCUCACGGAGGUGGUCCGCCGGCGGCCCUACGCCGUCAUUCUCUUCGACGAGAUCGAGAAGGCCCACGCCGACGUCUUCAACGUGUUCCUCCAGAUCCUGGACGACGGCCGCGUCACCGACUCCCAAGGCCGCACCGUCAGCUUCACCAACACCGUCAUCAUCAUGACCUCCAACGUCGGCUCCCAGUACAUCCUCACUGGCGCCGAGGACACCGACGACGAGGCCAACGACGGGGGAGACCUCUCCUACGAGACCAUCAAGCGGCGGGUCAUGGACGCCGCCCGCUCCGUCUUCCGCCCCGAGUUCAUGAACCGCGUCGACGAAUACAUCGUCUUCCGCCCCCUCGACCGGGAACAGAUCAAGAGCAUCGUCAGGCUCCAGGUAAGAACAAGCCCUCCCUCUUUCCCUCUUCAUCUCUUUGGUCGGUCUGCCAUCCUCUGUAGCGUCUGACGCGCGGCCCUGCCGCAGCUGGAGCGGGUGAAGAAGCGGGUCAGCGACCGGAAGAUUGGGAUCAACGUGACGGACGCGGCGGUUCAGCUGCUGGCCAAGCUCGGGUACGAUCCGAACUUCGGGGCGAGGCCCGUGAAGCGGGUGAUCCAGCAGAACGUGGAGAACGAGCUGGCCAAGGGGAUCCUGAGGGGGGACUUUGCGGACGAGGACACCAUCUUGGUCGACACAGAGGUCACUGGAUUCUCCAACGGCCAGCUCCCCCUCGAGCGCUUGGUAUUCCGCAGGGCUGCUACUCCGCCCUCUCCCGACGAGCCCGCUUCCGAGGAUCAUCGCCGGGCCCUCUCUGAGAGCCGCUGA
Molecule: messenger RNA, 8762 nt
Organism: Spirodela intermedia
Lineage: Eukaryota; Viridiplantae; Streptophyta; Magnoliopsida; Alismatales; Araceae
Source: the annotation of a GenBank genome assembly